GAGCCAUUGACGUCGCCCUCUUUGGCAAUGGCUUUUAACAGAGACGCAGUGAGUGUAGGAACAGAGAAAAGUGUUUUGAGACAAGGGGAAAAGUGGGAAAACAGAAACAUGAAGUGGUGAGGAGGUUUGAAGUGUUCUGAACUGGUACACGAUGUUGCUGUCGUGCUGUCCUGCGAGCUUCAAACCUAUGUGGAGCCCCUGGAGUGGCUACGACUGGUGUCCUCUCGUGUUCACAGCAGCAACCAGUUGGUUUUGAGCAUCAGUUGAGCGUUUCAGACAAUACUCCUAAUUCUUCAUCUUCCUCUGGGUUACACACUCUACUUUUAACAGAGGCGCAGAGAGAGUGGACGUACCCAAACAAGUACUAUGACCAAAGGAUCCGCGCCCUGACGCGCCGCGGUGCGUGCAUGUUGGACCGGUGAGAGUGUGGACUAGUAUGAAGCGCCAUGGCUUGGUGUGACCGCGGGGUUCAAACGCUGCUGGCCACCGUGGGGGCUUUCGCUGCCUUCAGCUUGAUGACCAUCGCCAUCGGCACGGACUAUUGGCUCUAUUCGCGGGCGUACAUCUGCAACGGCACCAAUGCCACCACGGACGAGACCCAGCCGCAGCCCAAAACCAAGAAGGGCGAUCUCACCCACUCCGGGCUGUGGAGAAUCUGCUGUAUUGAAGGUAUCAAUCAAGGCAGCUGUUACAGAAUCAACCAUUUCCCUGACGACAACGACUACGACACAGACAGCUCUGAAUACCUGCUGCGUAUCGUUCGUGCCUCCAGCGUGUUCCCCAUCCUCAGUACCAUCCUGCUGAUGCUGGGCGGCUUGUGUGUCGGCGUGGGUCGAGUCUACAACAAGACAAACAACGUCCUACUCAGCGCAGGCAUUCUCUUCGUCGCUGCAGGUCUGAGCAACAUAAUUGGCAUCAUUGUCUACAUCUCCAGCAAUGCAGGAGACCCCAGUGAUAAACGUGACGAUGACAAGAAGUACACUUACUCCUACGGCUGGUCCUUCUACUUUGGUGCCCUCUCCUUCAUUGUGGCCGAAACGGUGGCCGUCCUCGCCAUCAACAUCUACAUUGAGAGAAACAAGGAGAUCCGCUGGAAGGCGCGGCGCGAGUUCAUUCGCUCACUCUCGUCCUCCUCCCCGUACUCAAGGAUACCAAGCUUCCGUUACCGCCGGCGGACGUCGCACGCCAGCUCUCAUUCUACAGAGGCGUCCCGGGAGAACUCGCCGGUGGUUGGUCUGAAGGGGGCGCCAUCCUCCAGUGGGCCCCUGGACGAGCUGUCCAUGUACGCCCUGGCGAGGGAUAGUGUGACGGAAAACACGUACAGCCCUGAACAUGAGGCGGCUGCUGAGUUCCUCCAGGUCCAUAACUGUUUCCCCAAUGAUUUAAAGGACGGGGUGAAUCGCAGGACCACACCGGUGUGAGUGGCAUAUUGCUGGGCUCGAGGUUCACCUGGGGGAGGAUGAACAGGAAAUUCUGGAAAAGUCAUUGGGCUGACCUGCUGGGGCCUGAUAGCUUGUGAUAGCCUGCCAUCUUAGAGGCACAGAUUUCAAAGACACUGUCCUUUUCGAAAGGACCAGAGGGAGACGAGAGGACGGUCAGCUGGAUAGAGGAUGAGCCAUUUAAGAGAAGCUGAUUAUUUACCUGCUUUUAGAGACCAUCAAAGCAGAAUAGCGUUACCAUUGUCUGUGCUGUAGCCGAUGCAAAGUUAGUGUUAUCUUUCAACUGUGUCAAAAUGUUUCAAUGAACAGUGAGUGGAUCACAACCCUUUGUUUGUGUAAUGGUCACUACACAUUGUGGGCAAACUUGAGAGUUAAGCGUAGUGGUGUGCCAAACAACAUAACAGUAUUCUACCUGUAAAUUAUUUAACAAGGUGCUAAAUGAAAUGUAUUCUUCAACUUGAAGGUGUUCCAUAUGUGUGUGAAGUUAAAAUGUGGACCUCUCUCCAGAGUUUGUAUUGUGUCCUCAUAACCAGUUUGGUCUUGCCUUAUAUUCAUGGGUUUGAAACAGACAACAGGGCGUCUCUCAGCACUGUCCUUUAGAAUAAUAUAUAGCCUUUUAAACAAACACAAAUUAUAUAUGUUUUUAACGCAUCUUUUUCACGGGAGUCAGUGUCUUUGCAAAAUGUUUCUCAUGUUGAGUUGUAGUGUUCCGAAUGUUUAGUAUUUCAGCACAUUGUACAAGUCGACCAUCCAGUCCUCCAAACAAUAUGAAAGGUUUUCUCUCCCCCGCUGCCGCUUCCUUAAUCCUUUUCUUCUCUGACAUUUGUCAGUGGAACAAAAUGUUCUUUUUGUCAGUGGAACACCUCUGUUCAAUGGCCCCUUUUUACUCACUUCCAUAUCAGUCCGCCAUCCUUCCAUCAAAACCCCCUGAUGGAUGUGACAUUGUGUUUGUGCCUGUCACAAGAGAGGAGCAGCUGACGAGAAGGGGGGUGCCCAGAACUGUGAAAACGGCACAGGUCAGGACUUCCGUUUGCUCUGAAUGGAUCCCAAGCAUCCAGAGUGUUAAAUGGAUAAGGAUCAGAGUCAGGCGGAGAAUGCAUGUCUGUCUAUCACACCGCCUGUGAGUCCAUCUGGCUGCCUUUCCCCGCUCCCAUGUGAAACAGAGGCCCCAGACAGAGGCAGAGGGAGCUGUCUGCGACUGCGUCCCUGAAGGAUUUGGCUCUAAUAACCAGGCGUGUGUGCCUACUGUCGUCCUGCAUGUCCAUCUCUGCUCUUUCUUUUAGUUCUCUCAGGAAAUGCUGUGCUGUUGUGGCAAGUCAAAAACUUUUGAGGUCCUCUCCUUGCUUUGUGGUAGUGCUGGGAAAUGGACCAGUGAUAAAGACAAACCUGGUGAAAAUGAUUUGAGAAAAGAAAAUGGCAUUAUUGUAUUUAGAAAUUGCUGUGAGUGUCUGCUUGAGCUUGCUCCAAGAACCAGCUGGGGUGGGUUUUUUCAGUCUUAGGGCUAUUGGUUGGUUCUAGUCUGGCAAGCGAGCUCACUCAACCACACAUUAGUAUUUGAGUGUAUUUAGUGUGUUUGAUAUUCCAUUAGAGAUACAACUUCAUAUACCAGACUGGGCUCAUGUAAGAGAAAGCCAUCAGUAUGAUCCAUUCUGAGUGUAGAUCUUACAUUUUUAUAAUACAGUGUGGGGAAAAAAUCCAAAUGUGUUUGUAUGUUAUGUAAAGCUGUAAAGUUGUAUAUAAAAGUACAAUAAAAAAAUACAAAAAAAAAACAAACAAAAAAAAAAAUCGAAUACUCAAUGUGCAAACAUAUGAACGGAGUCUUCAAAGCAUUAUUUUACUGAACUAUGUCUCAAUAAUAAUGCCUUGAUGCAAUCUGGCAUUGGCCAUACAAUUCAAUUUACCAUUUUAUAUUCAGGUAAACACUGAUUUUGCUGUUAUCAGUCAAAAAAAAGUAAAUCUAGCUAUUGAAUAUUCUGUUUUGUAAGGUGAAGUAUAGUAAGUACAUUUAGGAGAAGAUACUAUAUUUUCUAUUCCAUGUGUAUGUGGCAGCUGUGCUUUACUGAAUGUGCUUAUAUUGAUUAAUGGCUUACUAUUGUUGUGAAAUAAGCACAUUGUCAAAUUUUUUUAAAGAAAUUAAUUAAACACUUGAGCAUGGAUGUUCAGAAGUGAAGGUGCUAAUUUGGGGAAGUUGCAUAAUAAAAAAAAUACAGGGAAAGAAGCUGAGGCACUUGUUGUGUUGUAUAAAAGAAUAAUUCCUUGCCCUAGAUACAGUACAUUUCAAGCACAAACCUACUGAAUUAAAUCACUAUUAAAUGUAUUUUCAAUUCUUUGAUAUUGGAUAGUAGAGUGCCUCUCUUUUAUUUCUGAUAUACUGCAUUUAUUGUUCCACUCAAACAAGCAUUUUUUUUUAAUCUCAAUUUAUUUAAUCUGAAUUGAAAAACCCAAAACAAACUGUACAUAGACAAUUAAAUUAAAUCAGGGUUAUGUUUUUUUGUGCUUUAGUGGUGAUUUCUUUUAAGACUAACAGUCUAUACAGCCAUGCUAGCAGCUCUGUGGUGCUGCGAGGUAACUGCUAAUGUCAAAAUGCUAACAUGUUUGCAGUGACAAUUUUAACAUGCUGACAUUUAGCAGAUGUGCUGUUUAUCAUUUGCUAAUUAGCAAGUGUUAGCACGCUAAACUAAAAUGUCACCGUUUUAGUUUAGCGUGCUGACAUUUGCUCAUGAGCAGUUAGCACAAAGUACAGCUGAGGCACAUGGGAAUGUUGUUCGUUUUGCAGGUAUUUGGCCAUAAACCAAAGUAUUAGACAAAAUACAACUUUAACCUAAUGGUGGCGCUUGUGUAAAUGUUAAAGGAUAUCCAAAGUUAUUGCAAUUAAUCCUCUGGGAAAAUGCUCUGAACAAAAUCUCACGACAGUCCAUCAGAUAGUUAGAUAUUUCAGUCUAAAAAAGAUGGCUGAUCGAUUGAUCGACCGACAGGCUGACAUUGUCAACCCAAGAGCAAUGCUGCUGACAUGGUUAAAAAUCCACUAGUCUGGAGAAAGUGAUGUGACAACCCUCCAUCUAUGUAUAAAAAAUGAAGAUACAGAUGUACAGGAAAUGUAUAUAGGAUUUAUGCACAAAUAAUUACAGCUAUAAACUUUCACCUCAGUGGGACCUGUUUUCCAUUGCAGUGUUUCAUUCAGAUUUCUGUGGCCGACCUUCUCCUGGGUCCUGAAUGCCUCUUCAUAUCCGCUGCAUAAGACAGAAUCACUGUCAUCUCCGAAUGAGCUACGAGCUACUUCAGCCUCGGAGUCUCCACGUCGUUUUGCAAAGAAAUAAAUCAUAAGUGUAAGUACUAAUGGCAGCUCUCUUAGAUCAAAGUGUUAUCUCAGUGAGAUGCCACCUGACAAAAUGAAGCCAUUUUUUUUUUUUUAUCUCAGCAGUCUCCCACCUGAUUCAAUCAGUGGGCGAAGUGAACCUUUCUUCUCUCAAUGUGUGUGAAUCAUAUAAUAUACCGACUGAAGGAAAGAAGGGAUUGUGGGCAGAGAAAUAAGGUUAGAAGUUAAUGUCUUUUUACAGCAUCAAGUGUUUUUACUUUUCAAAGCAAAAUGCAAGCUUUUACACUUCUUGGAUUGAAUUAUUUUACCAUUGGUUCUGCUUUUCAAAUGUUUCUGUAUUUUGUCAUGUGCAACUAUAACAGCAGCUUCUGUUUUCAUAGUUCAAAAUACAGCGCAUUCUCUAAUUCAAAUGGACCCAGCAGUCAGAUAGUUAUAUUCAGUGAAGUAUGGUGUGCCCCAUAUAAUACAAAUAAUUAAAUAAAUGAAAACACAUUA
Seriola aureovittata is the source of this 5250-nucleotide messenger RNA. RefSeq names its product voltage-dependent calcium channel gamma-4 subunit-like. Gene Ontology annotation, molecular function: voltage-gated calcium channel activity; channel regulator activity. The transcript is spliced from 4 exons. Bases 447 to 1421 code for a protein of 324 amino acids. The record is from RefSeq and is a predicted model, not a curated record. Gene Ontology annotation, cellular component: postsynaptic density membrane; AMPA glutamate receptor complex; voltage-gated calcium channel complex. Gene Ontology annotation, biological process: calcium ion transmembrane transport; positive regulation of synaptic transmission, glutamatergic; transmission of nerve impulse. Lineage: Eukaryota; Metazoa; Chordata; Actinopteri; Carangiformes; Carangidae.